UGAGUUUCCAUAUUUUUACACAUGACGAAAAUGCAUUAAGUCCACAGCAGGCAGCGGUCGACUCAGCACACAGGUGGAGAAUGGGAUUGGGUCACGACCAGGAGGAGUUUGUUCUGAGUGGACUUGUACGACCUGCAUUGUUGUAGAAUCCUUCGCGCUGGAUUAUGCUCCUCAUCCCGAUCCGUGGCUGUCCCCGCUUGCACUGAGUUUGCAGAUUCAGUAUCACUUGAAGUUUCCUCUCAUUCAUUGCAUUCUUCCCUGGGUGCAAGCAUCGUCAUGUUUAUCAGAACAACUUUUCUCCUCUGCCUUGUGGUCUCACUCUCAAAACUCGUCCGUUGCAUGGAAAGUGAACGUUGCUUCCCAGUUAGAUUGGAUAACCAUGACAGGAGGGAUUCUGACAACGACGUCCGUGUCCUUAAAGGAAAAUGUCUACUCAAAAUACGAGCUUUCCAGCAGGAACUAGUGAUCGAUUUACAGCAAGACUCGAAUUUCAUUGCUCCUUCCAUUUCUAACCAAGACGCAUUCUGGCUCUCCGGCUACGAUGUCACCACUGACCUGAGCCGGUGUUUUUACUCUGGAUAUGUGAAUGCUGACCGCUAUUCGUACGCUGCGCUGAGCCUCUGCAAGGGUUUACACGGUGCAUUCGGCUUCCAGGGAUGGGAAUAUUUCAUCAGCCCGGUGCAAAAUGAAACCAGAAGCAUAGAAGGCGCUCACACCAUUCGGCGCAGAACCAGCAACAACCUGAAGCUCAACUCGACCUCUAGGUGCGCAGUGAACAGCGACAUAAGUCUCCAGGUUGCGCAAUCGCUGGAGAAGUACAAGCGACUGAAAGAUUACAGCAAUGUGACCGAGACGAUGCUGAGGAGGAUGGGGAGAGCCAAGAGGUUCGCGUCGGUCCCCCGGUACGUGGAGACGCUCGUGGUGGCGGACGAGUCCAUGGCGCAGUUCCACGGCGAUGACCUCAAACACUACAUCUUGACACUGAUGUCGGUGGCCGCGAGGCUCUACAGACACCCGAGCAUCCUCAACUCCAUCAGCAUCGCGGUGGUGAAGAUUGUGAUUAUAUCCGAAGAGGACAAGGGGCCCAAGGUGUCCGGGAACGCGGCCAUGACGCUGCGAAACUUUUGCACUUGGCAAAAAAAGUUGAACAAAAACAGCGACAAGCAUCCAGACUACUGGGACACGGCGAUACUGUUCACCAGACAGGACCUGUGUGGAGCUUCCACCUGUGACACUCUUGGCAUGGCGGAUGUGGGCACCAUGUGCGACCCCAAGAGGAGCUGCUCUGUGAUCGAAGACGACGGCCUGCCUUCGGCCUUCACCACUGCCCAUGAGCUCGGACACGUGUUCAACAUGCCACACGACAACGUGAAGGCCUGUGAGGACGUGUUUGGGAAACUGCAGGAAAACCACAUGAUGUCUCCAACGCUUAUUCAGAUCAACCGCACCAGCCCCUGGUCCCCCUGCAGUGCUGCCAUCAUCACUGAAUUUCUGGACAGCGGGCACGGGGAAUGUUUGCUUGACCAGCCUCAGAAACCGCUUUCCCUCCCUGACACGCUGCCGGGAGGAUCAUACAUCCUGGACCGGCAGUGUGAGCUUGCGUUUGGAGAGGGCUCCAAGCCCUGUCCCUUCAUGCAACCACCAUGUGGCCGUCUGUGGUGCACAGGGAAAUCUAAUGGCCAUUUGGUGUGCAUGACUCGACACUUCCCUUGGGCAGAUGGCACCCAAUGCGGGGAUGGACAAGUGUGCGACCGAGGUGUCUGCACUGAAAAACGGAUACAAAAUGUGAAGGUGGAUGGCCGCUGGGGUAAGUGGGGCACAUUUGGUUCCUGCUCGCGCACAUGUGGAGGCGGCGUCCAACUGUCUAAAAGGGAGUGCAACAACCCAGUUCCGUCAAAUGGGGGUAAAUACUGCCAAGGGGUUCGGGUCAAAUACCGCUCCUGCAACCUGAACCGCUGCCCUGACACAGGUAAGACCUAUCGCGAAGAGCAGUGUGAGAACAGUGGACGGAAUUUCAACAGUAACCGCAUUGCUCCAUCUGUGGUGUGGGUACCAAAGUACUCAGGAGUGUCCUCUGAUGACAGGUGUAAACUCAUCUGCAGGGCUAAUGGCACCGGUUACUUCUACGUUCUGUCACCCAAGGUUGUUGAUGGGACUCCAUGCUCCCCAGACUCCACAGGAGUGUGUGUCCAAGGAAAGUGCAUCAAGGCUGGCUGUGAUGGAAAAAUUGGUUCCACCAAGAAGUUUGAUAAGUGUGGAAUCUGCGGAGGUGAUAACAAGGCCUGCAAGAAGGUGUCGGGACUCUUCACAAAGCCUGCGCACGGCUACAACUUUGUGGUCAUGUUGCCAGUGGGUGCCGCCAACAUAGACAUCCGUCAGCGAGGCUACAAGGGAAUGAUGAGUGAUGACAACUAUUUAGCAGUGAAGAACAGCGAGGGCAGUUACCUUCUCAAUGGGAACUACGUUGUAUCUGCUGGGGAGAGAGACAUAAUGGUAAAGAGCAGCCUGCUGCGCUACAGCGGCACAGCUGGCCUCUCGGAGACCCUGCAUGCUGUUAAGCCCUUGGGUGAAGUCCUGACUGUUGAGGUGCUGUGUGCUGGCCAGAUGACGCCUCCUCGAAUACGCUACUCCUUCUACCUCGCACGUCAGACCAAAGAAGACAAGACUCCGAAGAAGGAGGGGCGUAUAAACUCCCAUAACAGUGUCCUGGCUGAGGAUAGUGUCAAGAAGGGAGGAGACACUCUGAAGGACUCUUACAGCAAAGAAGAUCCAACUCUUGGGAAAUGGAUAUCGACAGGCUGGGAUGAGUGCUCAGUGACCUGUGGCAGUGGUAUCCAGAGGAGGAUGGUGCAGUGCCUGAGACCGGAUGGGAAGCCGGGAUUGGACUGUGAUUCUUCACAAAGACCCCUUGCCACCAGGGUUUGUGGAGACCCAUGUCCUGAGUGGCAUAUUGGACAGUGGUCACCUUGCUCCAGAACCUGUGGGAAGGGCUUCAAGAGACGACCAUUAAACUGCAAAACCCAACCUGGGCAUCUGCUCCCAAGGGACCACUGCUCUGGCUUACGCAAACCACAGGAGCUGGACUUCUGUAAUCUAAUGCCUUGCUAGUGACUAAAAAUGUUGAACUCAAAAUGUUGUUAUGAAAUGAAUCCACCUGCAAGUAUUAUAAACACCAUGUCUGUCAGGUGCAGAUUGUUCCACCUGCCGCAUGGGACUGUUGGAGGAUGAUUGAAACUUGCUUGGAAGGAUAAUGAGAAUAUUGGAAGGAGAGUGAAAGCUGCAGGAUGAAUGCUGGAAGAUAUUUUUCCCUGCCAUCACUCUGACUUCAAAAGCCAUUAUCCAGGUCUGAAUCUGAUGGCAAAAUAACAUAAUACAAGGUCAAACACGAUUUAGUCGAAUCCCUUGUGCGGUCCACAGAUGCAGACUGCCCAUUUGCAAAUUAUCAGUUUGGUUUAGGGAGUGGGUCAGAAUCCCACUCUAUGUCAUAAGUUAUUUUCUGUGACGGUUUCAAAGUUUUAGUUGGAUCGUGCAAAAAAUCUGUGAGGCCUGCUGGAAAAAAAAAUCCCUCCAUUAAUUUUUCAAAAAGAAAAUAUACCAGGACUGACAUAGCUUUGUACCAACUGGAAACAAUGUGUGCUGCAAAACAUUUUACACUGAGGAGGACAUUUUGUGCCUCACUGGUCAUCUUUCACAGUUUUUUUUAAUUGAAUAAUCUUUUUAAACAGAUGUAUGCUAGUUUCAAUUGUUGCCGCAUCAUUUAUUCAGUCUAAAUCUGUUGGAUAACAGUUGUAACAGCUGUAGCAAUUCAAGUUGAUGGAAGAAAUAAUAUUUUUCUACAUUAACAACCACUGUAUCAUUGUUUAACCUGCAGGAAGGAAUCUCCUGCCUUCCAGGACACAGAUUUUCUGCAGCUUUCACUCGGCACAGUCAUGGAAACUGUUUAAACUCGACUGAGUUCACGCUGGUGGUUUUCAAGACAGAUCAAACUAAACAAUGGAAGGCAGGAUGGUUUGCUAUCCUGUCAGCUGUGACUGCUAGCUCAGUGAUUUCAGGCAACAACAAAAAAAUUGCACAGCUCAUUUGAGAUAUGGGCAUAUCCUGAUAUCUCACACACAAACACACUGAGUUUUUUGUUUGUGCACACAUACCCACAAGUAUGGUGUUCAGUUCUCACCUUCUGUGUUCAAAAUGUUGAUUGCUUCCUUCAUCAGACCACAACAAUUGUCUCCUCAGUCCAUAGUGUUCAGCCAGUUGUGAAGCCUGUUAAGUCAUGCCUGUCUGGCACAGUUAUCACAGAUAAUUUAUUAUCAGUGAGACGAUACAGCUGAGACGGGGAGAAAAACUGGCAGGCCCUCUUUUAUACUGUGCAGAAUGUGUUUUAGUGGAUCUCCUUGUUCAUGGCCCCACAGCCUGAGCCAAGAUGUUCUCUCAACACACUCGAUGGAAUCCUGUAACCUAUUAUAUUCUUGUUUCUGAAGGGGUCACAUUGUCCAGUCCCACAUCCAGCUACAGGACAGAUCCUGUGUUAGCUGGGUUACUUUUUUUCAGCUUUUGCACUUUGUACAGCAAAAGAAAACCAAUGACCUACAUAGGCUGUACUGUAUACUAUGUAUACAUUUAUUCAGCUCUGUGCAAAAAAUUAUGUAAAUACUUUUUUAAUCUUUUUUUUUAUACAGGCAUUUGUAAUUGUCUUGGACUUCAGAAUAUUUAUUCCAAAAAUAAAGCCAUUAGUGAAUAGUUA
Scophthalmus maximus (turbot) is the source of this 4741-nucleotide messenger RNA. Its product is annotated as A disintegrin and metalloproteinase with thrombospondin motifs 15. Lineage: Eukaryota; Metazoa; Chordata; Actinopteri; Pleuronectiformes; Scophthalmidae. The transcript has 8 exons. The coding region runs from base 277 to 3108 and encodes 943 amino acids. The record is from RefSeq and is a predicted model, not a curated record. Gene Ontology annotation, biological process: extracellular matrix organization; proteolysis. Gene Ontology annotation, molecular function: zinc ion binding; metalloendopeptidase activity.